Molecule: messenger RNA, 1683 nt
Organism: Trichophyton rubrum CBS 118892
Lineage: Eukaryota; Fungi; Ascomycota; Eurotiomycetes; Onygenales; Arthrodermataceae
Exons: 5
Coding region: 1-1683 (560 amino acids)
Biological process (GO): nuclear-transcribed mRNA poly(A) tail shortening
Cellular component (GO): cytoplasm
Molecular function (GO): RNA binding; poly(A)-specific ribonuclease activity
Source: RefSeq, a predicted model, not a curated record
AUGGAGGUUACAAGGAAUAACUUCUCCCGGCUUCUGCCACGGAUGCUGCAGGAUAUAGGAGACUGUUCCUUCGUUGCCCUCGACUUCGAAUUCUCAGGAAUUUUUAACCAGAAGCUACGGCCUGCUUCGGCCUAUGUUGACGGUGAUCUGAGCCUGCAGAAGCGGUACGAAGAAGUAAAGCAGGCUGCAGAGGAGUAUCAAAUCCUCCAGGUUGGCCUUACACUGGUGGUUGAGGAUAGUCAAAAUGAUACCUAUUCGUUGCGGCCAUAUAACAUCCCUCUCAGCCCAAUCCUGGACCCAAGACUUGGUGUGGAGAGAAAAUGGUCCUUUCAGAGCAGCGCUCUGGCCUUCCUGAUGAGCCAUGGAUUUCGGGUAGAGUCGAUAUUUACAGACGGAGUUCCCUAUAUCUCGAUGAAAGAGGAACAGGAUGCAAUGGACCGAGCACGUAAAGACAAGGACAAGUCGUCGAGGUCCCUGAUUAACUUCGAUACAUUGGCUCCGGAUCAUGCGCAAUUCAUUCGACAAGUCCGGCAUAGUAUCAGGGAGUGGAUCGAGAAACCGGCCCCAAAAGAAGCCUAUCUGAAUAUACCAAAGCCCGCUGGUAUGACCGCGGCUUACAAACUCCCACUGGAACUGGAUAACUACCAGAAGCGGCUCGUCCACCAGAUCGUCCAAAGUGAGUACCCAGGCUAUGUGAGCAUAGGCAAGAAAUCUUUCAUUCAGAUACUCCCCUAUGACAAGAUGCGGGAGAAUGUUUUUCUCCAAAAGAAGCUCCAGCGCACUCGUUGCAACAUAGCUGGCCAGAAGGGUUUCAGCUGGGUCAUCGAAGCUAUGAUGGGGAGCGAGCUUUCAAAGCUCGAUUUGAGACUCCUCUGGAGGCCUGACGGCAUAUUCACCGCAGCUGAAGGAAGUAAACUCACAAAGGAAAGUGAGGCUCUCCGGGAAAAGCUGAGGUCAGGACCUCCUGUUUUAGUUGGACACAAUCUGUUCACAGACCUUGUCAACUUUUACAAAUGCUUCAUUGGCGACCUGCCUAGUCGUGUAGAGGAUUUCCAGCAAACAAUUAAUGAGCUGUUCCCUUUGGUCAUCGAUACGAAGUACAUGGCAACUAUCGGUGGAGUGUUACGAGAUGCAUCCUCAGCCCUGUCAACACUCAUGGAAAACCUGGGUUCAAGGGCGGUGCCGAAAUUUGAAACCCACCCAGAUCACUCUUCAUACACCGUCAGUACCCCAGUGCACGAAGCGGGGUAUGACAGCCUUAUGACAGCCCAGAUUUUCCUCAAGCUUGCAGUGAAGCUCUAUGAAACAAGUAGUUCGCGAGAGGCACUUGUCAAUCGAGCCAAUGGGGACGCUACCGAGAUUGACCUGAUGGAUUUAUCGACCGAACCAGAUGAGCAGGAGAAGACAGCAGACACGACGCAGCAAAAGCUCGUGUAUGGCCAUGCAACCAAAUUUGACCUCCUGUUGGACAUGGAUAAUGAAGAAAGCAGCGCUAAUUCUGUGGACCCUUCCGAGCAAGACAGUCUUCUUGAGCAGAAAGUAAUCGAAGGAAAGCUUCUUCCGCGGAUUGAAGACGACUUUUGGGACAAGUACAUAAACAAGCUCAGGGUCUUUGGAACAACUGAGGAAGUGUGUGACCUGAGCGUACACCCUUCAAGCCUGGAUCCAGAAACUAUUAAUUAG